AUGGACAUGAUGACUACGACACUCGAAGCCAUGUUCUCGCAAGAGAAGGCAUAUCACUGUCAAGAUUACAUUCUACAAGACAACCACAAUGAUCCCCAGUGGUUGGUGUGGAGAACAGGACUGCUUUCCCACGACGAUCUGGCCAUGAAUCGUGCAUUUCGAACUACCAUGGUUGGUUGGUCACAGCAGGUGAUUGAUUUCAUAGGGAUGCGACGAGAGACUGUGGAAUACGCAUUAUCAUUCUUUGAUCGCUACCUUCAAUGUCCCGAGGCAUCUACCGCUCUCAGAGAUCGAGUCACUUUCCAGCUGGCAUUUGUCACUUGCACCUACAUGGCUAUCAAGUUGCACGAGCCCACUGCCAUGUCACCCAAGAUUUUUGCCAAGCUCAGUCAAGGAAACUAUUGCUUCCAGCAAAUAGAGCGAAUGGAAUUCAACAUUCUGAAGGCCCUUGGAUGGCGUGUGAAUCCUCCCACAGGCACGGCAUUUGUCCGACAGAUACUGUCAUUGUUUCCAGACAAGCUGCUACCACCCACCAUGAAAAACACAGUCUGUGACUUGGCCAAGGUUCAAAUAGAUCUAGUCUUGGGAGACUAUCGGUUUGUGCCCAUCAAGAGAUCUACCCUCGCAAUGGCAUGCCUAUUCAAUGCCUUUGAGAGCCUCCAAUACGAUGAACACUUUUUGGAAAUGACCCUUGCCCAGCAACAAUCGCUUCAAGCCAGCGUGCUGUACAAGGAAAGCAUGGAUCAGGUUCCUUUUGUUCGUCAUUCUCUCUAUCAAGUCAUGGCGGCGUUGCCACAAAAUGCUGGUUUUGUCCACGGUGGUAUCAGGUCUCCAGGCUUGUAUGAAAUGGCCAGCAAACGCGCCUCCUGCGAACAGCAUUCUCCCCGUUCUGUCUACAAUAGUAACUUUAUCCGAUAA
This is a messenger RNA of Seminavis robusta, 918 nucleotides long. NCBI's taxonomy places the organism in Eukaryota, Bacillariophyta, Bacillariophyceae, Naviculales, Naviculaceae. The record is from the annotation of a GenBank genome assembly.